AUGACUAAGAAAUUAUCAUUAGAAUUGAGGCAAACUCGGAAACCUAUCCAAACUGCUUGUGGAUUCUGUCAUGAGAAGCAUUUGCAGUGUGAUGUGGGGAGACCCUGUCAGAAUUGUAGAAAAAGGAACAUUGCAUCUUUCUGCAGGGAUAAGGUUAAGAGAAGGAGAAAGAGAAAGAGAUCUGAUGCUAGUAAUUUUGACAAGGAUGAAGCAGCCACUCAAACAUUAAACUUUAACACGGUAAACCCCGGAGAGGGUUCAUCAUCUGCAAUGACUCAAGAUGAAAAGAAUACAGGAACAACAACCGCAACGACGACGAGAACUACAACAAAUUUUAGAUCUGAAUCUAAGGCUAGUUCAAGUACUGAGAAUAUUUCUCGAGCCAUGAAGGACCCGGCCGAUACUAUAAUAGCUAACUCUCUUUUGGAUAAGCCCACAAUUGGCGAUACGGAUGAUACAGGUUGGGGAUUUGGUAGUAUAUGGACGAAUGACGAGUAUAUGACAUUAAACGAUUUAACAUCUUUCGCCUCUGAAAGUAUGCCGAAUCAAUUGGGCCCCAUCGAAGAACAGCGAUCUCCUCGAAGAACGUUGGGAGAACCAUUAGCUCGGCGGUAUGACUCAUCACAGCCUUUUCAAUAUUUAAAUUUUGGAUCCAAAUUGCAUAAAACCGAUUCUCGACCGUAUAUCUCUUUGGAACAACCUGGUAAUGUUCCUUCGAUUCCAGCUUUUACAAUGAAUAAGGGAUCGAAUGAUGAGGAUGCAUCACCCCAACAAAAAGAAUCACAGCAGAUGCAACUUUGGCAACAACAGGCCUCGCAGCUACAACAACAGGCCUCGCAGCUGCAACAACAGGCCUCGCAGCUGCAACAACAGCGUACACAGCAGAAUGAACCAGUUUCGGAAUGGACACCUUUCCAGCUACGUCUAUUGAUCAAGACCCCAAAGGAUUUAUUUGAUAAAAAGAAUUUAGUAAAGCCCCAUAAUUACAGGAAAGCCUAUAAGGAUCUUCUAGAAUGCUUGCAUAAAAUGUUUUUAGGUAGUUAUUACAGGCGGCAAAAUGGUAGAUGGAGACCAGUAAGUGAUGAUGAAGAUCAAAUGCGUAGAAGGUUGAUGAGAAAAGAACAAUUACAACACAUUGCAAAAUCUAUUGGAGAACUUUAUAUGCCAAAAUUUGUUGCGUUGACAUCUAAUAUGAUUGAAGAAGAUUUAUUGCUACAAGAACUUGUCUUACAGAGAUCUCUUUUAGAACUUGAAAACAUGUCCAAAUUGGUGAAUUGUACGCCAAUCUGCAUAUGGCGACGUUCAGGUGAAAUUUGCUUUGUGAGUAAUGAAUUCUGUUCGCUAACAGGUUUUUAUAAAAGGGAAAUUCUGGAUCAAAGGAGGUUUAUUGUUGAAUUUAUGGAUCAUCAAAGUGUUGUUAGUUAUUACGAUUUGUUUCAUGAGCAUCUAGCAUUUGGACCCAAAGAUAGUACAAGGACAAUUCUUAAUAAAGACCAGGCAGUUUAUACUGAAUGCAAUUUAUUGCUUAACAAUGGAUCUUAUUUGAAAUGUGCAUGUUGUUUGACCGCCCGAAGAGAUGCUUUUAACAUUUCUUUGCUCCUUAUGGGCCAAUUCCUACCCAUUUUUGACGUUCAAUGA
Molecule: messenger RNA, 1638 nt
Organism: Zygosaccharomyces rouxii
Lineage: Eukaryota; Fungi; Ascomycota; Saccharomycetes; Saccharomycetales; Saccharomycetaceae
Gene: GSM1
Product: Gsm1p
Exons: 1
Coding region: 1-1638 (545 amino acids)
Biological process (GO): cellular response to starvation; regulation of DNA-templated transcription
Cellular component (GO): nucleus
Molecular function (GO): zinc ion binding; RNA polymerase II transcription regulatory region sequence-specific DNA binding; DNA-binding transcription factor activity, RNA polymerase II-specific
Source: RefSeq, a predicted model, not a curated record